This is a messenger RNA of Chelonia mydas (Green sea turtle), 3055 nucleotides long. RefSeq names its product kringle containing transmembrane protein 2 (gene KREMEN2). Gene Ontology annotation, cellular component: plasma membrane. The record is from RefSeq and is a predicted model, not a curated record. Bases 849 to 2285 code for a protein of 478 amino acids. Gene Ontology annotation, biological process: multicellular organism development. Lineage: Eukaryota; Metazoa; Chordata; Testudines; Cheloniidae. The transcript has 8 exons.
GUCCCGGGGGGGGGGGGGCGGGGAGACUCCGUGUCCCACGACCGGGGCUGGAGACGGGGCCAAUGGAGCAGGAGGAGCCCAGCGGGGAGCUGUGCGCCCCUUGUGCGGGGCAUCGGACCCGGCCAGCCCCCUAGCCCAGCACUCGCGCCCCCCCCCCGCCCCCCGGGGCCGGGCAGGUGGGGAUCCGGAUCGGAGCCGGCUUCGGGGCAGAUCGCAGCCGGGAGACCGUCUCCACGGGGCUCCGAACCAGAACCGGCCCCAGCGCAUCCACUGGGCUCGUGGGACCCAGGACGGGACCUGAACCAGACCGGACCCAGCCCAGGAUCCACUGGGUCCCAGAGCCGCUGGGUGGCUGGGAAGCCACAAGGACCCGAGCCCGGCAGCCCCUGCUCUGGGGAUCCACUCACAUCAGAACUUAGCUCCGGGGCCAGGGAUCCCGGGAUGGGACCCACUGGGAUCCACUCAUGAAAGGAUCCACCUGGGACCCCAGCCCACGUUCCCUUCAGAUCCCACCCGGGGCUUGAUCCAUCCAAUCACAGGAUCCACUGGGACCACAGCCUGGCCAGGACUCGGGAUCCACUGGGAUCCUGGAUCUCCCGGGACGACAGGAUUGCCACCGACCCCGGCAGCCAUAGAUCCUUCCCCUUCCCCGGCUACAGGAUCUGCCCUGGGAAUCUGCUUCCUCGCCCUCCCUGCACUGACCUGGGAGAGGCUCCCCAGGGGUCACCGGAUCUGUUGGGAUCCCAGGAGCACUGGAUCUGCCCUGCCCCCGCGCUGGCGGCCCCAUUGGAUAAGGGGGCAGAUCCCUGCGCUGGCUCCCCCUUCUGGCGGGGCCACCUGGAGUCGAGAUGUUCUGGAUUCGUGGAUUCCUUCUUCUGUUCCUACGGAGCUCGACCGGGCUUCAGGGAGAAGCGCCCUCCGAGUGCUUCACGGUGAACGGCGCCGAUUACCGGGGGGCCCAGAACCACACAUCCCCCGACGGCCGGGGCCAGCCCUGCCUCUACUGGAACCAGACCCAGAAGCACGCCUACAACACGGCCAAGUACCCCAACGGGGAGUGGGGCCUGGGCAGCCACAACGCCUGCCGGAACCCGGACGGGGACGUCCAGCCCUGGUGUUACGUCCUUGAGACCGAGGAGGGGAUCUACUGGAAAUACUGCGACAUCCCCAGCUGCCACAUGCCCGGGUACGUCGGCUGCUUCCUGGACUCAGGCAACCCCCCGGCACUGAGUGGAAGCAGCGGCACCUCCAGCAAACUGACCAUCCAAGUCUGCAUCCGAUAUUGCCGGAAGAGAGGGUACAAGUUCGCCGGUGUGGAGGCCGGGUGCGCCUGCUUCUGCGGCAGCGAGGGGGACCUGCGGUGGGCCCAGCCCGCGGGGGCCGUGGAGUGCGACCAGGUCUGCUUCGGCAAGGCCAGCGAGCUGUGCGGGGGGGACGGCCGCAUCGGGGUCUACGACGUGUCUGUGGGGGCCUGCCAGGGGAACUUCAGUGCCCCCUCCGGGGUCAUCUACUCCCCGGAUUUCCCGGACGACUACGGCCCUGACAGCAAUUGUUCCUGGGUCCUGCGCCCGCCGGGCUCCAGCGCCGUGGAGCUCCGCUUCCAGAUCUUCGAGAUCCGGGACCCCAACGACCGGCUGGAGCUGCAGGAUGGGCACAGCCGCCGCCUCCUGGCGCAGUUUGACGGGCAUCACCGCCCCGGCCCCGGCCUCCUCCUCCCCACCGACGUCCUUGUCCUCAGCUUCCGCUCCGACCCGCUCCUGCAGGCCCAGGGGUUCGCAGUGGCCUACCGGGGGGUGAAGGGCCCCAUGCUGGAGACCUCGGAGGGUGACUCCCAGACGUUGCCCAGUGACCUGCUGCAGCCAACCUUCACGGACCAAUUCAACUCCAGCUGGACCCGCAGAGCCGAUGACAUAGCCAUCGGGCCAGGAGGCUGGAUGAUGUACACAGCUUCAGGGGCCUUCCUCCUCAUGCUCCUCAUCAUCUCAUACCACCUGCGGAAGAGGACCUGCCUGUUUGUGCAGAAGAAGAGCGGGGGGCUGCCCGGCUCCUUCUCCUCCGCCGCGGGCCCCCGGUGCCGCUGCCAGUGCCUGGCGGGGGAGGCCUGGGCUGUGGCCUACCGGCACACGGGGGUGCUGAUCUGCACCGGCCACAGCUCCCGGCACCCGCCUCCGCUCCCCGGCUCGGACGACGAGGCUGCCUCCGACUGCGCCUGCCUGUGUCAGAGCUACGAGAACCUGGCGCCCACCAGCCAGUCCUCCCUCAAGUCGCUCCUGUCCCCAAGCUGAGCUGGGGGGUGGGCGGACCCCCGCUGGACUCCCCUCCCGAGCCGGGGGCAACUCCGGAACCACUGCUUCGGAGGAGAGCUGGGGGGACCCCCGAAACGUGCAUUCAUGCCCCCAGUGUCUGCUGCCCCCUGCAGCCCCCAACUCCACAGAGACCCCAGAAAUGGGGAUCACGCUCCCCAGUGUCUCAUGCUGCCCUGGACCUCCACUGCCCUACGAAUGGACCCCCCCCCCCCAAAUGGGGUGUCUGACUCAGUGUCCGAAACAACUUCUGCAGCCUCGCCAAAUCACCGGCGACGUCAUCCGAGAUGGGAUGGGUGGCCCUGUCUAAUGCUCUCCCCCGGGCCCCACGGAUGUACCCCAAAAUGGGCUUUGUGCCCCCCCCCACCAGUGCCUAAUGCUAUGGCCACCCCUCGACGAUGAUGCUGGUUUGACCCACUGAAAGAAGUGGCUCCAAUCCAGCCCCAAGGCAGGGGACUGGCUGGCUCAGGGGGGCGUGGGAUGAGACACAGGGCCUUGCCCUCCCGCAGCCGUAGAAAAGUAGCCCCAUGCCAUGGGGCACCUAUGGACACAUAUGGGGAGUAGCAGGGAGGGACUGGCUUGCACAGACACUGGGGAUCUGUGGACGGGGUGUAGCUCCCCUGCAGGGGGUGCUGUGACCCAUGUAAGAUGCACGAAUACACCCCCCCACCCCCGGGGAUCCACAGCGACAUGCCCUGAACCAGCAAGAAAGAUGAUAUGAGAAUGAGCCAGAUUAAAUUAUUUUACAUAUG